Molecule: messenger RNA, 2142 nt
Organism: Microthlaspi erraticum
Lineage: Eukaryota; Viridiplantae; Streptophyta; Magnoliopsida; Brassicales; Brassicaceae
Source: the annotation of a GenBank genome assembly
AUGGCAAUAACCGUUUACGACGCCUGCGCGGAGAGGAAAAAAUCCCCCAAAAUCCUCAUUAUUGACGACUUUGCCAUUCCCUCUUUCUCCUCCUUGGCGAACCUCUCUUAUUCGACUUUCCGUGACAGCAUCAGAUUGUUUCUCAACGAGUACGCCGAGAAAGAAGAUUACACCGUCGACGGCAACACCGUCUCCUGCCUUUUCCUUGCCAGCGAAGCAACCGGCGUCGUUUUCCCUCUCUUCACCGUCGAAGAACAAAUCUCUGAUUCCUCUCCAGAUCCUCUCUGCGAUUUCUGUAGAUGCGUUGGUUGGGGUCAUCAUUAUGUAUCAAAGAGAAAAUAUCAUUUCAUAAUCCCAGCGAGAGGUAAAUGGAAGACGCCAUUGACGAAAGAUAGCUUAAAGCUCACUUCUCAUCUGAUGCAUGGUGUGGUUCACUGCAAUGGCUUCGGCCACUUGCUCUGCAUCAACGGUCAUUCCUCUAGUUUCCUCUCCGGCGAUCAAAUCAUGGACUUUUGGGACCGUCUUUGCUUAACUCUUCACACAAGGAAGAUUUCAUUGGAAGAUAUAUCGAGGAAAGGAAUGAUGGAUCUGAGGCUGCUUCAUGGUGUUGCAUAUGGUCGACCAUGGUUUGGUAAAUGGGGUUAUAUGUUUUCUCAUGGAAGCUUUGGGGUCAAAGAAGGUCAAUACACCCGAGCUAUUCACAUCCUUAGCUCCAUAGAAGUCGACAAGAUAGUGGAAUAUUUCUGUGGAACAACAAAAGAGACAGUGAUGAAGAUAAUCAUCGGAUUCUACAGAGAGUUCAGCGAGACCCCAUUGAACACUCUCGCUGAUUUGCUUCAGUCCAUGCUUGCUUUCAGCUCCAGGUCUCCCGUUGAGAGAAAGACUGCAAUUGCGUUAGUAGGCAUGUCUAUGGAUCCUGUUUCAAACCCAAAUCCUGGCCGAGAAGAUGGUAAUAAUGAUGAGGAUAGUGAGAUCAGCCCCAUUUGCACAUCCCCUGAUGAUGUGAAAUCAGAUGAUAGCAUGAAUGAGUCUGACACAGAUCACACAACUGCCAUGAUCAUUGAUGAUGAUACUACAACCGCUGACAUAAAACCCCCUGUGUAUGACUCGUUUGAUACCAUGGCCGUGAAAGAAUGCUCGAGAUAUCCUGGAAGGAGGUUGAAAGAGGCAGCCAAGGCAGUUAUCAAAGUGUUUGAAGAGAGAAACAGCACGCUUACUCGGCAAGAGCUUCGCGAGGCUGUUAGAAACGGCAAGAUUGGCGAUACAGGGCUGAUUGAUUUCUUGCUCAAGCACAUUGACAAAAUUGUCAUAGGCGACAAAAUGGUCAAGAGGUUCACAAACCCAAACUCCAGGAUGUUGCAGUUCUCGAUCCACACAGUCAAUCCUCGCCGCGUUCUGAUUCAAGAACCGAAGAGGAGAAGGAAGACGAAACCGCAAGAGACGAUUGAAUGGGGAUCUACCACUCCUGGACUGGAUCCGUACGAUGACAUUUACUAUCUCUAUCAGAAUCUCCUGUUAUCGUAUCCUUAUUCAGACGUAUACAGUGAUGCCUCUGAGAUAAUCUUGAACUGCAAGAGCUUUGUAAAGGAAUUGCCUUUACCCUCUCACCAGGAACCAAACCUUUUAACAGUAAGCUGCCAAGUUUUGCCCGGUCAUGAAGAGUUACUCGGAGACUUCACCCGGAAGCUGCCACCUGGUGAGCUUGUGAUUGUUCCGCAAAACGCAACCAUUAAAGAACUGAAAUCUGCAGCUAAGAAAGCUCUGAGGGACACUUACUGUAUAAUGGAAGCAUUCGAUGUGUUGGAGAUCAGAAACAAGAAUCUUGACAAGAUGGAAGAGACGUUUAGUCUGAAAUCAGGAGGUGGUAAGAUUAUGCCAGAGUUUCUGGUGACAGGGGUUGGUCUGGACAUAGGGACAGAGCUAAGGUAUGAAGCUGGUUUUGAUGACUGGACCGUUGACUGCAAAUGCGGAGCUAGAGAUGAUGAUGGUGAGAGGAUGGUGUCUUGUGAUGGUUGCAAGGUGUGGCACCACACACUGUGCAACUCCAUAGAAGACGAUGAAGCUGUGCCUUCGGUGUUUCUUUGUAACAUGUGUUUUGGAGAUCGCAUGAGAUCCAAGAAACGCACUGUUUCCAGUCGCUAG